AUGUCUCACAAGCCUUUGCAACAGCUCUCCGCCACUCGGUGUGAUUCUCUUUCAUCUCCUUCCAAUUCCCCAAAUGCUUUUCACACAAUCCUUGGUCCUCUUCCUUGGAUUAUGCUUCGAAAGUCCACCAGCAAUGAGCUCACUAAGAACUGCUUUAGCCAUUUACUUUUUUUCCAUACGGACUACAGUCUGUUCAUAUAUCUAUCUAUCUAUCUAUCUAUCUAUCUAUCUAUCUAUCUAUCUAUCCCAGUUUGUUUAUCUAUCUAUCUAUCUAUCUAUCUAUCUAUCUAUCUAUCUAUCUAUCUAUCAGUUUAUCUAUCCCAUUUUUGUUCAUAUCGAUUUGAGUCUGUUCAUAUCUAUCUAUCUAUCUAUCUAUCUAUCCCAGUUUGUUCAUAUCGAUUUGAGUCUGUUCAUAUCUAUCUAUCUAUCUAUCUAUCUAUCUAUCUAUCUAUCUAUCUAUCUAUCUAUCUAUAG
Molecule: messenger RNA, 474 nt
Organism: Acanthosepion pharaonis
Lineage: Eukaryota; Metazoa; Mollusca; Cephalopoda; Sepiida; Sepiidae
Source: the annotation of a GenBank genome assembly